This is a messenger RNA of Effrenium voratum, 911 nucleotides long. Lineage: Eukaryota; Dinophyceae; Suessiales; Symbiodiniaceae. The record is from the annotation of a GenBank genome assembly.
UGACCAGUCCUCCAUUGCGCGGUUAAGCGAUGGCUGCCUUUAAGCGCCAGAGGCGGGAGGGCCUGGGUGCCCUGAGUGCCUACAGCGAAAGCGAGGACAGCGAGAGCGACGGUCCGAGAGAGGGCGAAGAUGACGAGGCGGCGGCUGCGCGCGCGCUGGGCGCCCUGCGCGCCUUGGACCCCGGGUGCCUGGUGCACGGCAGCAGGGCCUUGGGCCUGGCGGCGGAGGGGGCGGACCUGGACGUGCUGACGGAGAAGCCCCUGGUGCAGCUGCUGAAGGAGGUGCGCCAGGCUCCGUGCCUGGAGCUGGUGGAGUUCAUCCCCCAGGCGCGGGUGCCCCGCCUGCUGCUGCGCCACAGGUCGACGUCGAUGCUGCUGGAUGUGGUGGAAAAGCGCCGGGACCCGCACGCCCUGGCGAAGGACGCUCUCGUUGCGCGCUGGCUGCGCCACGGGGUGGCCAAAGGCCUGGUGCUGCGGAUCCGCCGCUUCGCCGCUUCGCGCGAAGUGCGGCGACUGCUGCCGCGGGAGGAGGGCUACCCGAACUCCUUCCUCUUCACCCUCACCGGCCUCUGCUUCCUCGCGCGCCGCGGAACUCCGUGCCCGGACUGCUACGAGCGGUCGCAGCUGUCGGAGCCGUCAAAAGACGACGAGAAAGCGGAGGAGCUCUUUCGAGGUUGGUUGGCCUUCGUUUCGGACCCCUCGCCCAAACUCCUGGACCUUCGCACGGAGUCGGCCGCUUCGCCCGCGGAAGGCUGGAAGAUCGUGGAGCCCGUCACCGGCAGGACCGCCUGCUGCCUGAGCGGCGCACAGGCCCAAAGAGUGGCCGAGGCCGCCGCGCAGUAUUCGGCUCAUCUGGGCGGGGAAAAGGAGCGCUGCUUGGGCUGUGGUGGUUGCAGCUGGGCGAGACGCUGA